Elgaria multicarinata webbii is the source of this 3209-nucleotide messenger RNA. It is a transcript of the gene PDIA5, whose product is annotated as protein disulfide isomerase family A member 5. Gene Ontology annotation, biological process: protein folding. The record is from RefSeq and is a predicted model, not a curated record. NCBI's taxonomy places the organism in Eukaryota, Metazoa, Chordata, Lepidosauria, Squamata, Anguidae. The transcript has 17 exons. Gene Ontology annotation, molecular function: protein disulfide isomerase activity. Gene Ontology annotation, cellular component: endoplasmic reticulum. Bases 70 to 1680 code for a protein of 536 amino acids.
GUGGCAGCAGUAGUAGCAGCAGCCGCGGCUCGUUCUUCCAGCGCGAGCGGGAGUAAGAGCUGGCUGAUCAUGGCUCUGCUGGGGCACAGCUUUGGAAGGACUCCGUGCUUUGGAGGGAGAAUGUGGUCGCCGCCGCUCCUCCUCCUCCUCGCUGUUUUGACCAUCUUUCCAGCAUGCGUAUUAUCAGCAAAGAUGUCCCCACUAAUAGAAAAAAUUAGUGAUCAGAAGGACUUCAAGAAACUCCUGAGAACACGGAAUAACGUAUUGGUGCUCUAUUCCAAAUCUUUGGCAGCUGCUGACAGUUCGCUCAGCUUAUUGUCUGAUGUAGCCCAAGCAGUGAAAGGCCGAGGUACUAUAUCGUGGAUAGAUUGCAGUGAUUCGGAGAGCCGAAAACUAUGCAAGAAGAUGAAAGUUGACCCUAGUUCGAAGGAGAAAGGUGUAGAGUUAUUACAUUACAAGGAUGGCGCCUUUCACACUGAAUAUAGCAGAGCGCUCACGUUGAAGUCAAUGGUGGCCUUUCUAAAGGAUCCAGAAGGAGCUCCACUGUGGGAGGAGGAUCCUGAAGCCAAAGACAUCGUCCAUAUUGAUAGUGAAAAGGAACUUAAAAGGCUUCUGAAGAAAGAAGAUAAGCCUGUGCUGCUGAUGUUUUAUGCCCCUUGGUGUGGUGUCUGCAAAAGAAUGAUGCCAUCUUUCCAGCAAGCAUCCACAGAACUGAAGGGCAUGUAUGUACUUGCAGGGAUGAAUGUCUACUCGGCUGAAUUUGAAAAAAUAAAAGAAGAAUACAAUGUCCGAGGAUACCCAACUAUCUGCUAUUUUGAAAAGGGCAAAUUCCUGUUCAACUUUGAGAACUAUGGUGCUACACCAAAGGACAUAGCAGAAUGGCUGCAAAAUCCUCAGCCACCUAAGCCACAGACCCCUGAGAUUCCUUGGUCAGAAGAGGAUAAUGCCGUGUAUCACCUAACAGAUGAAGACUUUGACAAGUUUAUCAAGGAACAUUCUUCUGUAUUAGUGAUGUUCUACGCACCAUGGUGUGGGCACUGUAAGAAAAUGAAGCCGGAAUAUGAGAAGGCCGCUGAGAUGCUCCAUACAGACAAUGAUAGACCAGGUGUCCUGGCAGCAGUUGAUGCUACUGUCAACAAAGCUGUCGCAGAAAGAUUUCACAUAUCAGGAUUUCCAACGCUCAAGUACUUCCAGGAUGGAGAGGAGAAAUAUAUUUUGCCACACCUCCGAACAAAGAGUAAAAUUCUCGAAUGGCUCCAGAAUCCUCAGGCACCACCUCCACCUGAACCAACUUGGGAAGAAAGACAAACAAGCGUUAUUCAUCUUGCAGGCGAAGACUUCAGGGAAUCUUUGAAGAAAAAGAAGCACGCCCUUGUAAUGUUCUAUGCCCCAUGGUGCCCACACUGUAAGAACUCCAUCCCACAUUUCACAACAGCUGCAGAACUCUUUAAAGAAGAUCGAAAGAUUGCCUAUGCUGCAGUGGACUGUGCCAAAGAACAGAACCAUGACCUGUGUAAGCAAGAAGGUGUGGAUGGUUACCCAACCUUUAACUACUACAACUAUGGAAAAUUUAUAGAAAAGUAUAAUGGAGACAGGGGGGAAUCUGGCUUUUCGACUUUCAUGCGAACCCUCCGAGAACGAGACCAUGAAAAGAUAGGGAAGAGGAAAGACGAGUUGUAAUUUCUGCCUCAAAAGACGAUUUCCACUGCACUGUGAAUGGUCUCAGGGCCACUGGUACAAAGCCUGAGAUUUCAUGUCUUUUCAAACGGAGACUUUGUUUUUAUAAGCAGCCAUUGCCAUUUUGUACAAUUUUGAAAUAAAGUGAAAUCAUUUGAUUUUUAAAGAAAAAUCUAUGACAUCAUUGUUGCCAUAUUCUGUUGUGGAGAAGAAGAAAAAGAGAGAGAAGAAGAACAUUUUCUCACCAUUUGAUGCACCUAUGCCCAUUGAUAUUCCUAUGCAAUCUUUUUGUAAUCUGUAGGUUUGAUAGUGAUUUCCUCUGACAAGGUAAUUUCUGCAUUUUUAAUUUUCAAAGAAUAUUAUAUGUGAAAUGGCUUUUAAAAAAUGGGGGGUGGGAUUAAAGGAAGAUGCAAGAGAUCCAUCAGGAGCAAAUUCCAUUGAAAUGAGUGGAAACCGAAAGCAUAUUGGGGUCCCAGUAGACUCUGCCGGAGCCUCUUCAAUUGCAGUUAUAUAGGGUACGAGUGCACAGCACUUACUUCAGGAACCAGAUGCGAUUAAGUGCACUUUCAGUCCUUAUAGUCCACAUACUGGGUUGUCAGCCUGCACUGCCUCUCCCACACUGUGGCUGAUGGGACAUCUGCAAGAACAAGGCAGGGAGUAUUCAGUCUGAAUGCCAAGCAUGCUGACCAGCAGGCUAAAUUGCCUAUUAUCACACAGGCAACUUGGAAGCAAGGAACAGAAACAGUGCAUGCACUUCUAGUUGUGCUCCACAGGGCCAAACUGGUAGCAUGACUAGUUGUGACUAGGGCAUGCUCUUACAGGCUUGCAAAAAGUUAGACUUUUUUUUCCCCUUGAGAGAAUUUGGGACUAAUUUUUAAGGUGCUCAGGGAUAUUAGGGAAAUAAUGAAGACGCAUCAGCCAUUUCAGAUCUUAAUUGACUGUAGUGGUGUUUUGUUUUUUUAAUCUGCCGUUAUUGAACUGUUUACAUAUCUUUAUAGAAUGUAUAGGUUUGUUUUUUUCAAACAAAUGUCUCUGCGAUUGACACAUAUCAAGCACCGAAAUGACUCUCGUUGUAUGUGUUUGCAUUCAUGUUGUCAAACGCUCCUGUAAGCAUAGGAGUAGUGUAGUGCAGGCGUAAAGUUCUCCUUAAUUUAUGACCUGACCAUAUGAACGGCGUGCUAAGCAUUCGUUUGACCGUAUGUUUGACAGCGGCAUUGAUAUUUUUGAUAUGAAGAAACAUCAUGCAACAAUACUUGUUUGCGUUCCAAAGGCUUGUCUGUGUGUAUUAAAUCCAAAAAAGAGUAUGAUUUUUUUAAUUUUUUUUUAGAAUUCUAUGGAAGCUUUGAAAAAUAUUUGUUUUAGCCCUGUCAGCAGUGUAAGAAAAUACAGCAUUACUAGAACUAGCUUUUACAAGUCCGUAAUUGUGUGCUGAUUCUGUGAGGUGAGGGUGAUCUGGACAUUGUGUCUUCAUGGGGUUUAUUAUAUUUUUUGUGAUUUUCAAUUUGAUCAAAAAUAAUAAAAGUUCAAAAAUA